AAAAAAAAACAGAAACGACGUCGUUACCUGAAUCGCUGUGAGAGAGAGAGACUGUGGUGACGGCGGAGAAAUAUGGCGGCGUUGAUGAAGUCAGUCACCGUCCGAGCUCUAAAAUUCUCAUCGGCAGCGAAUUUCAGGUCAAACCGAUGCGGCAAAACACCAAUUCUCUGUAUCAGAUCAUUCUCCACCGUUCUGUCACCACCGUCCAAGGCCAUCGUUUACGAACAGCACGGCUCUCCCGAUUCUGUCACCAGAUUGGUGAAUCUCCCGCCGGUGGAAGUGAAAGAAAAGGAUGUUUGUGUUAGAAUGAUCGCCGCGCCGAUCAAUCCCUCUGAUAUCAAUCGAAUUGAAGGUGUGUAUCCGGUGAGGCCACCGGUACCAGCGGUUGGUGGUUAUGAAGGUGUUGGUGAAGUUUAUGCAGUUGGCUCUAAGGUCAAUGGUCUUUCUCCUGGUGAUUGGGUCAUUCCAUCUCCACCAUCUUCAGGGACUUGGCAGACUUAUGUUGUGAAGGAGGAGAGUGUGUGGCACAAAAUCGAUAAAGCGUGUCCAAUGGAGUAUGCGGCGACGAUCACUGUUAAUCCAUUGACGGCUUUAAGGAUGCUUGAGGAUUUUGUGAACUUAAAUUCUGGAGACUCUGUGGUGCAGAAUGGUGCAACAAGUAUCGUGGGUCAAUGUGUCAUCCAGUUGGCAAGACUCCGUGGCAUCAGUACCAUCAACAUUAUUCGUGACAGGGCUGGUUCGGAUGAAGCAAGAGAGCAGCUGAAAGCUCUAGGUGCAGAUGAAGUGUUUUCAGAGAGUCAACUCAAUGUAAAGAACGUGAAAAGUCUUUUGGGUAACUUACCUGAACCAGCUCUGGGAUUCAACUGUGUUGGUGGCAAUGCUGCUUCUCUUGUGCUCAAAUAUCUCAGGGAAGGAGGAACCAUGGUAACAUAUGGUGGGAUGUCCAAGAAGCCAAUCACUGUGUCAACAGCAUCUUUCAUCUUUAAGGAUUUGGCCUUGAGAGGAUUCUGGCUGCAGAGUUGGUUGAGUAUGGGUAAAGUAAAAGAAUGCAGAGAGAUGAUAGACUAUCUCCUCGGGCUUGCACGAGACGGAAAGCUAAAAUACGAAACGGAAUUGGUUCCCUUCGACGAGUUCCCUGUUGCUCUCGAUAAAGCUCUCGGGAAGCUAGGUAGGCAACCUAAACAAGUCAUCACAUUCUGAAGCUUCCUUCGUGUGAGCCAUGUUAGUGUUAGCUAUUAAUGUGAUGAUGCAUGAUGUAGUACUUUAUUAUACGGUAUCUGCGUCCUCUUGUCUAAUGUAUCAGAAAACAAUGAGAAUGUAAACUUCAUUAAAACCAAAAUAAAUAAAUCGUUAUGCUUAUGUUCAGAUU
This is a messenger RNA of Camelina sativa (false flax), 1369 nucleotides long. Its product is annotated as enoyl-[acyl-carrier-protein] reductase, mitochondrial. Gene Ontology annotation, biological process: fatty acid metabolic process. NCBI's taxonomy places the organism in Eukaryota, Viridiplantae, Streptophyta, Magnoliopsida, Brassicales, Brassicaceae. The record is from RefSeq and is a predicted model, not a curated record. Gene Ontology annotation, molecular function: oxidoreductase activity. Gene Ontology annotation, cellular component: mitochondrion.